Molecule: messenger RNA, 173 nt
Organism: Paraglomus brasilianum
Lineage: Eukaryota; Fungi; Glomeromycota; Glomeromycetes; Paraglomerales; Paraglomeraceae
Source: the annotation of a GenBank genome assembly
AUGAAUGCAAUCAGACUCACUAUCGACAACUCACCGUCUCUUCCUCUGUGGUCAUCACCCAAUGGUGAGCAUAUUACCGAAUCUAUUCCAUUACUUGAUCAGCCACUGUCUUCUCCAAGCGCGAGAAGGAGUUACUUUUCAAAUAAAGAAAAUCGGGAGCAACAGAAGAUCAA